This is a messenger RNA of Marchantia polymorpha subsp. ruderalis, 4740 nucleotides long. NCBI's taxonomy places the organism in Eukaryota, Viridiplantae, Streptophyta, Marchantiopsida, Marchantiales, Marchantiaceae. The record is from the annotation of a GenBank genome assembly.
CUCCAAGCCCCCAACUGUUCUCCAAAGCAACAUUGGCCUGCAAUCUUUGCUGCAGAGUCCUCGAAUUGGGCCCCCACUCAUCGGAGUUUUUUCUUCGCCUGACGAAUUUCUGCGUGUUCCGAUCGGACAGGCCGAGAAUUCUUAUCUCCAUGCCUACUGCUGCGGAUGUAAUGCUUCAGGUUGUACCCAUUAAUCUGUCGGAGUGUGUUGCAGAUCGUGGCGUUCGUUCCUCCAUAUCACGAUCAGGGGAGAGGUUUGUGAUGGCUGCUCUGUCCGUGUUGCAUUCUAGGAGCGGGAACUUAAAAUCAAUGUCUUUUGGCGUCCUCAAUGCCAGGGCUUGUGAGGAACUUUCUUUCUGAGCGAGUGGGUGCUUCUCCGAAACGAAUUAACGAGCGAUCGGUGGUGACAACCAUGAUGAAUCUGGACGGAGGACGAGAAGAGAUUGAAGAACAACUGAAUCUCAAGAUUUUUUACGAGCAAAGAUCCAAUGAAGCCCUCAGUGGAAAGUAUCGUUGCUCGGAGGCGGAGGCUGUCCAGCGAGUACGAUGCCAAGCACGGAAUCGUGAGGAAGGAGGAUGUUUUUCGCCCUGCACCGCAAGUCCCUUCAUCAGCCAUUUCAGAUUCGUCUCCCGUCCCCCUCCAUGGCCCAGAAUAUGGAACAGCAGUGGCGGAUCCCAGGACGCAAGGAAGUUCAAGUGGAUUUGGAGUUGAUGCUGCCAGUCCACAACACCUCGGAAACGGGCAGGAGGAUAUUUGCCACACACCCAAAUUCGACAUGAAGCUUCCAUCCUUCGAAGAUAUCGUCGCCCGAAGGCGAAGGCAGCCGGAUUCUUCAGAUUCUCAGCCAGGGGAUAUUGCAGAGAGAGACGCCGAAGAAUGGGAAGCUGCCACGCCGGCGCUGAUACGAGCACUCGAAGCAGCUGGGUGCUGCGCCACACCUCGAACAUCUGGCGCUCGUAGGCGGAGUCUGGACAGUUUCGCUCCUCCCCUGGAAUUCGAUAUCGACGAAUUUGCUUCGGAUGACAGCACUGAAGGCAAUUAUGGGCAGCCUUAUGCACGAGGUGAAGGAAGGAAGGAAGGGGUGGAACAAACGAACUCAUCGUCGCAGCUGGAACGAGAGUCUAGGACCAACCCAACGCAGGCCACUCCAAGUGCCGAGGCCGAACAUGUGCACGAGUACACGAAGAAAUCUGAGAUUGAAGAGCGAAUUGAAGGUUCCGUGUCGCAUUUUCUGCCUCCAAGAAAUUGUCCCGUUGUCAGGCAGCAGAAGCAGGAAAGGUGCACGGGUUCUGGGCUGGGGCGCCACAUGUAUGUGGUACCUCCUCCGAGACGUCGUGUGGAGUUGUCUGAAUAUUUCGUAGGGGAGGUGGUGAUUGUCAAACGAGACAGGCACGUCUGGGUGUUCGGCCAGGUGAAGAUGCUGGGCUGGACAGGGAUCAAGGUGUGGGUUCCAAGUGUGGCGAUUAUGGUGAACGUCCCCCUGGAGAUUAUGUAUACUCACUUGAGAAAGCUGGAGGACGAGGAGCUGCAGAAGAAGUCAGAGUUGGCAAUUCCUCGAGGAUCGGCAGAGGACGACGAAGACGAGCAAGAUCGGAUACCACUUCCUGCAACAUUUCACCGGAGGAAAGACCUGGUGAUCGCAUCUCGCAAGCCCCCUACAAAUUCAACACAGGUGCAUCUUGUGAGACCAGCACACCUGGCUCACAGAACCCUCUAUCAACCUUUCAAAUCAUCAGUCUCAUGCACCAUAUGCUUCCAGCUCAUGUCACUCAUGGAUGCCCACAAGCCUUGGGGUUGUGCCCAUUCCUGCCACUUGUUCUGCUAUGAGCUUUUUGUUCAGAGCACCAGCUCCACUACAUGCAACACCUGUUCCACCGGUAAAACGUGGGACUGGAAAAUAAUCUCUUGCAAAUGCGGAUUCUCAGGAUUUGUGCGUAAAAAAGUGGACGAUUUAGAUCCGCCUCCAGUGUGUCCAUCGUGUCUUAAGCUCACACCUAGACUCAUCCCUUACCAAGCUGCUCCCACCAGAGUAUCACAACCAGAGUCCAGACCGAGCACAGGAGCUACCAGCUCCAGCAGCAAUCCGGGUGGAUUGACGACAACAGCCUCUCAGGCAUCUGAUUCCAGCUCGGAAACUUGGGCUACAGAAGCGGUAAUCAAGUUACCUAGACACGCAAUAAACAUAGACGAUUCGGAAUGGAGGCGAGUGGAAUGCGAUUGUGGACUGCAGGCGACGCUCAGAGCGGAUGCGGAUCCCAGCAAGCCCCUAAUUUGCCCAGCCUGCUCUGUCCAGAUAACGAAGUGGAUCAUACCCAGCAGAGACGAUCUCCUCAAAUCUCUUUUGGGGUACACCCCGCUAGACUCACCUACUUCUGGUUCUUCGCCCGCUUACUCUUGUUCAUCGCAACCAGUUUCUCCUCUUCCCCUCCCAAAAAUCAAAACUCCCGCAUCAUCGGACUUUUCAUUGUUUGAUGGCUUGAAACGUCAAAGGGAAUCUCCAUCCAAGUUAUUGGCACCGAUAAAUACUCCUUCGUCCAGGCUGAGUUCUCCUUCAUGUGUUCUCCUUCAUGCAUCGGCCUUCAUGUGUUGGUUUUGUGGGGCCUCUAGCAGUGAGGACCACUUGAUAUCUUACUCUAGUCAGAGAGUAGAUAGUCAGUCUUCGGAUCCUGAGGUUGAGGAUGGUGGUGUGGACCAGCGUGAUGUUCACGAUGAUGCGUUGGUGUUGGAGUUCCUACGGACCAGUAUGGUGCCAGGCACAGUGGGUGCCAAGGAGCGAGAUCGUGUUCUCCAGAGGGCGAAGAGAUAUCGAUUGGAGGGAGCACAUGUUCUCCGAGUGUGGGAGGACGGUAGGGUACGGGUAGUACCGCAUCCAACUCAGAGAGCACGCAUUGUGAGGCAUGCUCAUGAGGAGUUGGGACAUUUUGGAGUGAAGCGUACGUACAGCUUACUCCUAGGUCAGUAUUGGUGGCGUGGUAUGCAUACGCAGGUGCAGCAGUUGGUAUCACGUUGCAUGGUUUGUGAUCGAGUGAGGGCAUCGUUCAAUGCCCCGACACCAGAGUUACAUCCCUUACCUAUCAUGGGAUUGGGUUACCGUUGGAGUUUGGACUUUGCUGGACCACUACCUUUGACUACACGACAUCAUCGGUAUGUGUUGGUGAUGGUGGAGCAUUUCUCCAAGUGGAUUGAGUUGGUGGCAUUACCUGACAAGGCGAGUGAGGGAGUAGCAUAUGCUUUCCUUGACAGGGUGCUUAGUCACUUUGGUGCACCAGCUGAGGUGUUGACCGAUCAGGGGACAGAGUUUCAGGGUGAGUUUCAGGUCUUGUGUGACAAGACACUGAUUGAUCACCGGACUACUUCCCGAGAUCAUCCAGAGGCGGAUGGUUUGGCUGAGCGGAUGGUACAGACGGUGAAGAGAGCGUUGCGCAAGUAUGGCCUACAGAAGGGGCAUCUUGGGGACUGGGAUAUUCAGUUACCAUGGUUGGCCAUGGGAUAUCGAUUCAGUCGUCAAGCAUCCUUGGCUUCGUUUUCACCAUAUUUUCUAUUGUACGGCCGAGAUCCAGACUUGCCUGCAGCGAUUCGUCGUGAGUCUAGCGAGGUGGUGAACCUUGAUGAUCCAGAUAUGUGGGUGAGAGUGUGUUCUCAACGUGCAGUGCUCUUUCGGAGAGUUAUGCCUGCAGCGUUUGAGAACCUUGCGAUUGCUCAGCACCGAGAUACGUUGCGGUAUGCAACUAUUCGAGGAGGAGGUUAUCGACCAUCGAUUCGUAGGUUCCGCGUGGGAGACUACGUCUAUCUACAGCAGACUGCACCGACUACGUUGGAUGUGACGGCAGGACGCACUAUCCUGCGAGUGCGAGAGGUGUUACCUUCUGGAGUUCUCAUGUUGGAGGGUCGUGACGGUGUCGUUUAGAAGGAUCAUGUGCGCAACUGUGCGCCAUGCCACCUCCCAAACGUGGAUGGUACUAUAGACCCAAGCUUGGCGAUUGUACGUGCCGGCUUGAGGUGCAUGUUAUGUGGGUCAACUGAUCAGGCGGCCCAUAUGUUGGUGUGUGAUAGGUGUUCUAGGGGAUGGCACAUGUCGUGCUUGACUCCACCUAUCGAUGUUGUUCCUACUGGACGGUGGGUUUGUCCUCGAUGUACUUCAGAGGGUAGAUGACUUGAUCUUCACAUGUUAUGAAUUGCAGAUAGGCGACUAACGAUGGGGCGACAUAGCAUCCGGCCUACUGGUUCGCGCACCCACGAAGGUGCAUAGCAUGUAGUUGUAGAUAGGGCUACCUGGGAGUCAGAGGGACCUGACCGCCAGCUAGGGGGGCGAGUUGUGAUACCUUUGUGUGUGGACACUCUCGUUCCUUGUGUAUGUAUGUGUGAGUUGUGAGUAGAGCAUGUCAGCGAUGUAUGAUGUAUGGCGAUACUGAGUCGCACGACAGCUGUCAUGGCUCGAGAUGUUGGGUCGGUUUGAGUUGAGACACGUUGAGUUUGAGUUGGAGUCGGGGAACGUUGGGAGGCGGCUAACGUUGGGCCGCGGCAGACGGGCGAGGAACGUUGGAUGGAGUCGACACCUCCCGUGGGUUAUAUUCGUGGCAAACUCGAAGAACUGUCAGUUCUUCGAGUUGAGCCUUACGCGUCGGGGUUUUUCCCCUUAGCUUCGACUUUUAGUCUACUUACGAGUAGUGAGUUUGGCUCGACUCUUUGUGUAUUCGUGUUUCGACAUUACUUUUAGUUGUGAUACCUUUGUGUGUGGAC